AUGCAAUGGCCUGUCUCCGCGUGCAGUGACUCCAGCGAUGGCGGAGGCAAUGCUAACCCAAUCUGCAAUCUCCCUGCGGAUCCCGGCCCAUGUUUCACCUACAGCCUCAAUUACUUCUACAACUCGGUCACCAAGAGGUGUGAGGAGUUCAUUUAUGGCGGCUGCCAGGGCAAUGGGAAUAGGUUUGACACUAUGUUCAGGUGCCUCAAGACCUGUGGAAGAUCAGCUAAAGAUAUCUGCAAGCUCCCUGUGGAGCCUGGCCCGUGUCUGGCCUACAUGACCCGCUACUUCUACAACUCGGCCGCCAAGAAAUGUGAGAUGUUCCAGUACGGUGGCUGCCAGGGCAACAAGAACAGGUUUGCCAAUAAAGACGAAUGUCUCAAGACAUGUGGACAGCCUGAGAUCUGCAAGCUCCCUGCGGAACCCGGCCCAUGUUUUACCUACAUGUCCAGCUACUUCUACAACUCGGUCACCAAGAGGUGUGAGGAGUUUGUUUAUGGUGGCUGCCAGGGCAAUGGUAACAGGUUUCCCAAUAUGGACGAAUGUCUCCAGAUCUGUGGAAGCUCAGAUGUAGAUAUCUGCCAGCUCCCUGUGCAGCCUGGCCCGUGUAAGGCCUACACUACCCUGUACUUCUACAACGCAGCCACCAAGAAGUGUGAGGAGUUCAGGUAUGGUGGCUGCCAGGGCAACAAGAACCGGUUUGCCACCAAAGACGAAUGUUUCCAGACAUGUGGACGCCCAGGUACUAUGUUUGCCCUUUUCCAGUCCUCUGGGAUCUCGCUGAUCCUCCAUGAGCAAAGCUAA
Gopherus flavomarginatus (Mexican gopher tortoise) is the source of this 804-nucleotide messenger RNA. RefSeq names its product carboxypeptidase inhibitor SmCI-like. Lineage: Eukaryota; Metazoa; Chordata; Testudines; Testudinidae. Gene Ontology annotation, cellular component: cell surface; plasma membrane. Gene Ontology annotation, molecular function: serine-type endopeptidase inhibitor activity. The coding region runs from base 1 to 804 and encodes 267 amino acids. The transcript has 6 exons. The record is from RefSeq and is a predicted model, not a curated record.